CUCUGUCCCGCAAGCGUAUGCUAGUAGUAACAUCAGAGAUUAACUUAAACUAAAACAGAAAAGCAAAAUCUGAAGCUGAAACCUAAGCUGUCUGUGGCUAGGGUACAUUAUUUUUUUCCACUGAAGCGCGCAUUCACUCCGACAUCAUCCUUCCACACGGACUCGCACUCUCUCGCACUCAAAAUCAUUCACGUACAUGCAGCAUUGGCACACACACACACACACACACACACACAUACACUUGCAUGGACUAUUUUAAAAACUGUUUGGAUUCGGAGCAUUUGUUUCCACUGAAUCGUACACGUCUGCCCGCGGCAGGAGAACGGCAAAGGCUCGUCGACCGACCACAUAGACUCUGUGCAGUCCACCUUGAAAAGAAGGGUCGGCGGUCCUCGGGCUAUUCGGGGUGUCUCAGCUUCUCAGGGUAAACCCUCUUUGGGGAAAUCCCUUCGCCUAUUUUUUUUUUUUGAGCGCCUCCGUCACUGGUCUGUGGGUGUUUUUAUUUUCUUGAGAUCGAGGACCGGGGACGGAUGUGUUCUUUGGGUUAAAGACAGAACCGGGAGGCUCGCUCCAGGAAGUGGCUGCAAGAAGACUUUUGGAAAGGAGUCCCAACAGCAUGGUGCAGAGCAGAGGGUGGCGCUUUCACAGAAACACCAAGCCCAAACUGAGCAUCGAAUCUAUCUCCCGAGAGCAGCCCCAGGAGAUUUCUCACCCUUGCCGCUGCGACCAGAGUCAGGAAAUGUCCGAUUAACUGGGGAUUUAAACAGACAGCAACACGAUGAGCUACAAGGUUGGACGAGUUCUUCCAGCGCGCAGAAGGAGCGCUUGUCUCCGGCCCUGGGUGCAAGGAAGCCGGGUUGGGAGGCGGCCAGCAAGCGACAGGUGCAAGCAAGUGAGUGAAGACAUUCAUCUGACUGCUCGAAGAGGUCUGGCUGAUUCACCCUCAAAACCCUUGAGGAGAUGGAAGGCUACUUCCUGGACCCUGGCCAUCAUUCUGUCCAUGGUUGUUAGUACAAUCGCUUCUUCCCAAGAGGAGAACAGGCUUCCAGAAUAUCAUCCGCGCUCCAGAAAGAUACUAGUCCAGGACAAGAGUAGCACUUCAAUGGAGAGCCAAGCAACGCCCAAGAGUAAGACUGAAGAGAGAAGGGAAUUGCCAACACAAUCAGUCUGGGCUGCUGAUUACAAUGCGACUUCAACCACAGUCAGAGCUGGAGGACACGUCGAGGAUCUGCAAAACCGACAUCAACGUUCGCCGGGGAGUUCACACCAAGGCAAGAUAUCCUCGCGCAGAAACAGAGGGAGAGAGUCCAGCAGAGUGAACAGAGGAUGUCAGAUUAACAGCCAGACAGUCAAAGUUGGAAACCUGGGGCUUGGGUACGAAUCAGAAGAGAUUGUACUCUUCAAGUACUGCAGUGGAAGCUGCGCACGCUCACGGACAAACUACGACCUCACACUGUCCCAUAUGCUCAAAAGUAAAGAGAUCCGUUUAAAUAAAAGCGAGAAACCACCCCGCAGCCCAUGCUGUCGACCGACCAAGUAUGACGAUGUAACCUUUCUGGAUGUGAAAAACCAGUGGCACACACUCACGAACUUUUCUGCAGUUGCAUGCAAGUGUUUAGGAUGAUGGAUAAUAUCGAAAAGGAAUACAGUAGUUUUUUGAGGUAAAGGAACAAUGUGCCAGAAAAGGCACCAGGGCUGAACAACACUACCUGGACAAUAACAAGACGGUGUCUAUAUUUGGGCAUUAAGAGGGAUGGGGAUAGGUGUGGGAUCUGCACUUCACUUUGAAUGAAACAACAGGAUCAAUUUGAUUUGAAUCAAAUGUACCAAAAAAAAACACUUAGCUCUGUCUCGUGCCACUAUUUCUGAAGCUGCUUAAUCAUCCAGAAGUAAUCUGAUAUUGAAUUCAUUUUUCAAGCAGAAAUUUGGGGGCUUUCAGCAGUUUGGGAGUACGUGACACAGUUCCGAUGAAAACGUUGCCAAAAGUUCUCCUCAAUAGGAUGACAGGAAUGGACCCUUGAUUAUUUUUGUUGUUGCAAGGAAUGUGAAAUAUGGUAAUUGUCUGGAGUUAAAUCAACGUAAGCAUUUUUUUGUUGGUCGAAGGACAUGCAACAUUUCAAAACCAAACAUAUCAAUGUUGAGCUUUCCAAAGGGAUUAUGCAAAGGCGCAUUAAUGACUUGUGGAAGUUGUAAAGUGUUUCUCAAGAAGCAAAACAGAAUUAUCCUCAAGGAAAGGAUAUUUUUAUAACAAAUAUCUUAUAGUCAAAAACGCUCAUAAAGUAAUCCCGAAGGUGGAGCUGGGGAAAUGGCACAACUUUACCUGCAAUGUACAAAAUGACUUUAGCAAAAUGAACGCCCAACACUUUGCUUAAUGGAAAGCAUCAAGUGUUGUAAAAGGCAAAAGCACAGUUACCUUGAUAAAUUUGAGCUAACUUCUAAAGGAAGACUCUGUGGAAUUCUCAAGGUUCUUACUGAGGAAAUCGUGUGAAAUUGUAAAAUAAAGCAUAGGGAAUUUAUAGAAAGGACUAAAGAAAUGGUACUAUUUCAAAGGAACAGAAAAUGUUCCUGAACACUGAUUUCAUCACCGCAUCCCCCAACACUGUACUUUUAUUGUGCAUCUUGGAUUCAGCUCCAGUGUACUCAUCUGUAGCCAGUAAUACUCCUGUUAACAAGAGUAGAUAUGCAUAUGUACAUCCAUAUAUAUUUAGACGACAUACAAAACUUACCAAAGCUCCCUGGAUAUUGGUUUAUUUAGUUUCUUUGUCCUCUCCAAGUGGCUGGAGAGCUGCUACUUUCCCAAAAAGAAUGUCCAAAGACCAGAGUGUGCUGGGAUUGUCCUCUGUCAAACCAUUAGGUCAUAAUUCAUCCAGGCUCAUUUUAUUCAGGGACCAUAUAGUGGGAUGAAUGUGAUGUGGAACUCCGCACUGUUUGCAUCUCAUGCAUUGUUUGGCUGGAGAGAUGCAACUUAAUGCAAUAGUACAUUAAUAAUCAUUCCACUGGCAUGAUAUUAACCACAUUGCUGCUUUUCAAUACAAUGCUAGUUCAAAAAAAGGCAAUGGUAAAUCAAUUACAAGGUGUGCAAUACACAACUGAAUCAAAAAUGGUCAACUCUCAUUUCCAAACAAAAUAUUUUUUUACCAGGACUAUUUCACUUUCAACAUGUUAUUUUGUGCUCAUGAGUACACUCCAAUUAUGUCGAGAAAAUAGUACUGAUAUGGAUUGCUUCAUCAAAUGAACAGAUAGGAAAAGAUAUAAGAUAAUAUUGUUAUCAGAUGUUAUUAUACUGAUUAGUGUUUUGGGGAUUGCAGUGGACCUAAAUCUGACGUGGUAUGUCUGAAUUUUCAAUUAAUGAUAAUUCUAACAACAGUUCCUAAUGAUAAAUUUCAAAUUUACUUUCAAGUCUGUUUAGCCUGAAAUGUAAAAGGCAGAGGAUUCAUUUACUUAACCAUAUAACCAUAUAACAAUUACAGCACGGAAACAGGCCAUCUCGGCCCUACAAGUCCGUGCCGAACAACUUUUUUCCCUUAGUCCCACCUGCCUGCACUCAUACCAUAACCCUCCAUUCCCUUUUCAUCCAUAUGCCUAUCCAAUUUAUUUUUAAAUGAUACCAACGAACCUGCCUCCACCACUUCCACUGGAAGCUCAUUCCACACCGCUACCACUCUCUGAGUAAAGAAGUUCCCCCUCAUGUUACCCCUAAACUUCUGUCCCUUAAUUCUGAAGUCAUGUCCUCUUGUUUGAAUCUUCCCUAUUCUCAAAGGGAAAAGCUGAUCCACAUCAACUCUGUCUAUCCCUCUCAUCAUUUUAAAGACCUCUAUCAAGUCCCCCCUUAACCUUCUGCGCCCCAGAGAAACUUAAGGGGUUUAAGCUAUGUUAUUAAUUAUUAAUGCUUAUCAUCUGGUUAAGAAGG
This is a messenger RNA of Leucoraja erinaceus (little skate), 3910 nucleotides long. RefSeq names its product artemin. Lineage: Eukaryota; Metazoa; Chordata; Chondrichthyes; Rajiformes; Rajidae. Bases 779 to 1624 code for a protein of 281 amino acids. The transcript has 4 exons. Gene Ontology annotation, molecular function: glial cell-derived neurotrophic factor receptor binding; receptor tyrosine kinase binding; growth factor activity. The record is from RefSeq and is a predicted model, not a curated record.